CUCCCGGGUAGUGUAUAUUUAUCUGUAAGUGAGCUGUCGGGGAAGGAAUUAAAUAGACACUGCCGGGUCCCUGCCCUCAGACAGCUGAGCUGAAUUGCUUAUUUGCUUUAACUUUUAAAAUACCCAGCGUGGUUUAUUUUUCUCAGAAUCAUUGUAUUGCUGAGCCUGGGGACGCUGUUUUCUUUUACAAAGGGAAAUCUAAGUUCAUUUCAAGGCAUUCGAAAUGGGGAAAGACUAUUAUUACAUUUUGGGAAUUGAAAAAGGAGCUUCAGAUGAAGAUAUUAAAAAGGCUUACCGAAAACAAGCCCUCAAAUUUCACCCGGACAAGAACAAAUCUCCUCAGGCAGAGGAAAAAUUUAAAGAGGUCGCAGAAGCUUAUGAAGUAUUGAGUGAUCCUAAAAAGAGAGAAAUAUAUGAUCAGUUUGGGGAAGAAGGGUUGAAAGGAGGAGCAGGGGGCACUGAUGGACAAGGAGGUACCUUCAGGUACACCUUUCAUGGCGACCCUCAUGCUACAUUUGCAGCAUUUUUUGGAGGCUCCAACCCCUUUGAAAUUUUCUUUGGAAGACGGAUGGGUGGUCGAGAUUCUGAUGAAAUGGAAAUAGAUGGCGAUCCUUUUAGUGCCUUUGGAUUCAGCAUGAAUGGAUAUCCAAGAGACAGGAAUUCUGUGGGACCAUCCCGUCUCAAACAAGAUCCUCCAGUUAUUCAUGAACUUAGAGUCUCGCUUGAAGAAAUAUAUAGUGGCUGUACCAAACGAAUGAAGAUUUCUCGGAAAAGAUUAAACCCUGAUGGAAGGAGUUACAGAUCUGAGGACAAAAUUCUCACCAUUGAGAUUAAGAAAGGGUGGAAAGAAGGCACCAAAAUUACAUUUCCGAGGGAAGGAGAUGAAACGCCAAACAGUAUCCCGGCAGAUAUUGUUUUUAUUAUUAAAGACAAAGAACACCCCAAGUUUAAAAGAGAUGGAUCAAAUAUAGUUUACACUGCUAGAAUUAGUUUGCGGGAGGCAUUGUGUGGCUGCUCAAUUAAUGUGCCAACAAUGGAUGGAAGAAACAUACCAAUGUCAAUCAAUGAUAUUGUGAAGCCUGGGAUGAGGAGAAGAAUUAUUGGAUAUGGGCUGCCAUUUCCCAAAAACCCUGACCAACGUGGUGACCUUCUAAUAGAAUUUGACGUCUCCUUCCCAGAUGCCAUCUCUUCAUCAUCCAAAGAAAUUCUUAGGAAACAUCUUCCUGCCUCAUAGAAUGAAAAUAACUUUGUUGUCCAUAUUUUGAUAAGACACUGAAAAUAUAAAAGGACUAGCAGUUUACCGAUGUGAAUUCUGUAUAAAGAUGUGUAAAUUCUUCUGAGGGUUCAUCAAAUUGCAUGAAUAGAGAUGGGUCAAAUAACUAGGCAAAAUGGAGUUUUACAGUAGAGAUAAAGAGAAAAACCACUCACUGUAUUGUAGCUCUUUUCUCCCAAAUCAGAAAUUUUUAGUUUUUUUUUUUUUGUAAGCAAAAGCUGGCUUUGUGGAGUCAGUAGAUAUAUUUCUAGUAAAGUACUAGUUGAUCCAAGUACUUUAAUAUGUAUUAUGUUCAAAUGAUCAGUAUGAUAGACUUCCUAAUAGAAAAUAAAUUCUGAACUGAACUAACAUGUAGUGUGUGGAAGAGCGUAAAAACCAAAAUUGUGUGGAAAUGUGGUUCAGGUCACCUUGGGAAAUGGUUUUGGGGCCGGUACCAGUAAAAGGGGGACCGAUGCACACUAUCGUUGUGACUCUGAAAGUGCACUGCAGCACCCUUCAUAAAAAGAGAAGGAGUGCCAGGUUAUCUGCUGUGGAAAUGCCAACAGCCUGAGUUACUGAGUUUUUAGAAACAGACCAUUUUCAAAUGGCUAUCUGUAAUUUUAUGCAAGUUGACUAUAUAUCUUGGACUUAAUAAAAUAAGAAGCCCAUUUUGUUGUUCAUUAGUUUUAAGAUAAUUUGUUUAAUGGCAAAUGUUUUUAGAGAAAAUAUUGUUACUUGAAAUUAAUUUUCCAAUCACACUGUCUUCUGUAACUUACAGUGUGCUGUAUGUACCUUAUAUAAUUUCCCUAAACAAUGAACUACCAUGAUAGUGUUAAACCACAGUAUGGGGAAAUAAACACUGCUGCUUAUGGAUAAUAGUGCUACUACUCGUGAUGCACACAGAUAUUUACUUUUUCAUAGAUAGAUAGAUAGAUAGAUAGAUUGUAUUCUUCGGUGUCUUACCUUUUUAAAUAUAUUUACAUUUAAAAAUUA
Messenger RNA from Nannospalax galili (Upper Galilee mountains blind mole rat), 2245 nucleotides. It is a transcript of the gene Dnajb4, whose product is annotated as DnaJ heat shock protein family (Hsp40) member B4. The record is from RefSeq and is a predicted model, not a curated record. Gene Ontology annotation, molecular function: protein-folding chaperone binding. NCBI's taxonomy places the organism in Eukaryota, Metazoa, Chordata, Mammalia, Rodentia, Spalacidae. Gene Ontology annotation, cellular component: cytosol. Bases 224 to 1234 code for a protein of 336 amino acids. The transcript is spliced from 3 exons.